Messenger RNA from Pistacia vera, 1251 nucleotides. RefSeq lists its product as uncharacterized. The transcript is spliced from 4 exons. The coding region runs from base 1 to 1251 and encodes 416 amino acids. The record is from RefSeq and is a predicted model, not a curated record. Lineage: Eukaryota; Viridiplantae; Streptophyta; Magnoliopsida; Sapindales; Anacardiaceae.
AUGAGUGCUAUGCGUGAAACCCUUAUUCAAGCAAUGAAGAAUUCUAUUUCGUUGCCGCCUGAUAUGCAACUAAACUUAAGUGAAGGAAAGGUCAUGUCUAUUAAAGAAGUUCUUUUUUGGAUACUUUUGGAUGAAGUAUUUGUUGAAAUAUAUUUUAAAUUGAAUCCUGAAAAUAAUAAUAGAAAGGCUGAGCUUGUUAGAUGGCUGCGAUCUAAAUUUCCAGAAAGACCAACGAAGAAUUGCAGAGACAUCUGGUAUGACGUGUUAAACUGGUCAUCAUAUGGAGGUCAACGAACACUCAAGGCAGCAGUGAACAAAGAGUCGCACAAGGUUAAGAUGACUGAAGAUGAAUAUAAUUUAUGGAAAGAUAUGGACGAAGAACUUAAAGAUGUAAUCAUCCAAAUUAUUCCCGAAAAGGCUGAGGUUGUCGCAAGGCUGAGAUCUGAAGCUCGUGAGGGAAAGGUUAAGGCUGCUUCACCUGCAUCUCAAGAGCAUACAAAUCUUAAGACCGGAGGGGGCUCCUCAACUGCACAAAAUGAAGCACUACUUAAUCAUCGGUUUCUUGUUGGUGGUGAUCACCAGGUCCAUAACCUGCAAGAUAACGGGUAUAUGAGCCAAACUGUUAAUUAUGCACCAGGAUCAUCUGAUAUGGAAUCUGGAACGUUGUCAACUCAAGCAGACAAUGAGUCUGCAGAGCACACAAAUCCUCAGACCGGUGGGGGCUCAUCGACUGCACAAAAUGAAGCAUCGCCUAAUCAUCAGGGUCUCCCUGCCGUGAAAGUUAACGGGUCUAUUAACCAAACUUUUAAUUAUACAUCAGAGUCAUCUGAUAUCGAAUCUGGAACGUUCUCCACUCAGGCAGAUAAUGAGCCUGCGCCGGAUAGAUGUGGACAUGAGACUCUCUUCAUGGUGCUGGGUGAAAUCAUUUCAAUUGCUUUAGCAGUAACAUCGGUCAAGAAGAGUGAAGGUGAAAUGCCAAUCGAAGCUAAAAUAUUUUUGUAUAUUCUCAUAGUUUGCAUUCUUGUCGGCAUUAUCUCUUUGUCCUAUGGUUUAUGUCUUUCUGGCGGUGGCGGUAGAGGACGACGCAGCAUAGUGGUAAGGGUUGUAAAUGCAGUUAGCUAUGUUGCGAUAGGGUUGGCUGUUGUGACGGCGGCUGGGCUCCAAUUGCCCAACCAGGUGAUGGUCUGGGUAAUUCCCUUUGUUUGGUGUAUAAUCGCUCCAGCGAUUGUUUGCUACGCAAUGAAACAGUGA